AUGCCGUUCAAGUCAUCCGCAUCGGCAGACGGCCCCGUUUGCUGCCUGUGCGGCGGUAACAGGCACGGCGAGCCGCCUCCUGACGUAGUCCGACGAAUCACGUAUCACGACAGAUCUUCCCGCCCAAGAGAGUCAUCGAGUGCAGCGGGAGCUUCCCGAAUUCCGAUUUCGGGAAAAGCGCGGAGCGGCGGAGACCGCGGACGCGCGGAAGGGCGGGGCGAGCAGGAGGAUGGCGGAGGAAGCGGCGGAAAGGGGGCAGCUAAGGGAGCGGGGAGGGACCACGCGGUGGAGGGGGAGAUGCGCGAGAUGCGGUGGCCGCCAAUGCGGCCGGAUCCGCACUUCGCGGACGUGCGCGCGUGGCUGGGUCCGCUGCUGGGGCCGGUGGCAGAGAGGAGCGGCGCUGCUGGCGCGUGGGUGCACCGCGAAUGCGCCAUCUGGAGCCCCGAGGUGUUUUUCUGUGCGGUGAAUCAGCUGAAGAAUGUGCCUGCUGCGGUGCGGCGGGGACGGCUGCUCAAGUGCAGCCGGUGCGGCCGCAGCGGCGCCAACAUCGGGUGCCGCGAGGAGCGGUGCCCACACACGUACCACCUGGUGAGAUGGAAGGAGGGUGGGGAGAUGGGAAAUAGCAUCGGAGGGGGAGGCUACUCAAGUGCAGGCGGUGUGGUCGCAGCGGGGCCAACAUUGGGUGCCGGGAGGAGCAGUGCCGCCUUGCCCUGUGCGCGCUACGACGACUGUUUCUUUGACCACAACGAUUUUCUCAUCUCCUGCCCGCUCCACACUCGCUCCCUCAUGCUCCGCCGCCACGGCUCCCACCUGCUCGAGUUCAACGCCUUUUUCGGGCAGCCCGCGGGCAGGCUGUCCGGGCAGAUGGUGGAACUUUUAUCGGCUGCCCGCGCAGCUGCCCGGAGGGAUGAGGAGGCCGAGGCGCAGUGGGAGGAGGGGAUGGGGAGUGAGGAGGAUGAUGAGGAUGAGGAGUUUCAGACAAAGGAGAGGAGGAGGAGAGUGAGGGACCUAGCUAGGGUUGAGCUGGUUCGGCUUGGGGGAGGGGUGACGUGGCGUGGGGCUGCCAGCGGUGCUGCCACAUCACUGGCCACGUCAGCAGGUGGUGCUCGUUAUCCAGUGACUGGGCUUGAGAGGCCGGCUGGGGUUGAACCUGGGGGAGAGGGAAGGGGGGAUGGAGGGGGAGGGCGGAGGGGGGACGGAAGGGGAGCAGGGAGAGAAGAACAAGGGGGGAAGAAGGAAGGAAGUGGUGCUAGAAUGCCAAUCCAAACUGGCAGUGCCUGGGAAAACUUUGACUGUGACAAAGCUGAUUGUGACAAUGUCGAGUGUGAGAAUGAGAGUAAGCCACUAGGGGAACAGUCACAGAGAGCAGCGCACAGCAUGUUAAAUCCAGUGGCAAUGCCUGGCAGUGGCGGUGAUGGUGGUGGUGCUGACGUGGCAGCGUCUGGUUGGGUGAUGGUGCGGUUUGGGGGGGCGGACGCGGGGGGAGUGGGGGGAGGGGAGGGGGAAGCGGGGGAGGAAUUGGAGGCUGUGAUUGGCCCUGAGACUCCGCUGGAGGUGCUGUUAGGGUCAAGGGGGGUUGGGGAGGCUGGUCGAGGGGAGGGGGGAAUUCGGGAGGAGGGAGUGAGGGAGGGGAAUGUGGUGGAAGGGGGGGUGGAGGAGGGGGAUGAGGAGCUGGGCAGAGGAGGGAAAGCAGCGGAGGAGGGGAGGAAGAGAGGAAGAGAGGGAAGGGACGAAGGACGAGAGGGAAGAAAGGGAGCAGCGGAGCUACUACAGGGCUUGAGUCCCGAGAUGUGCCUGAGGGGUCGGGCUGUUGAGGUGGCAACAGGUGGCGUGAGCGGCGAGCGGGUGAAUGCAGGGGUGUGUGACGGAGUGAGUGAUGGAGUGAGUGAGGGAGUGAGUGAGGGAGUGGGGAAAGGAGCGAGGGAGGAGGUGGGUGGGGCAACAGAUCGGUGGAUUGAGGGUGAUGGGGAGGGGGAGACGGCAGAAAAGCGGGCGAGGAAUACACCGGAUUCAGAGGUGCUGGUUGAAGGGGCAAGAGACACUCCAGGAGCAGCAUUGGGAGCUGCUGUUGCGAUUUGUCAAAAGCAGGCAAGGGUUACAACAGAGCCCGAGGUGCUGGUUGGAAGGAAAAGGGACCCUGCAGAAGCAGUGGAAGCUGGGGGGGAUGGUUCUGGCGGCCUACGCCCAGUCAUCCGCUCCCUCACAGAGCUCGUCCUCCUCCCCCUGCGCUACCCCUCCCUCUUCCCAUCCCUCGGCAUCACACCCCCCCGCGGCGUGCUCUUGCACGGGCUCCCCGGGACAGGUAAGACCCUGGUGGUGCGGGCGUUGGCAGGGGCGUGUGCGAGGGGGGAGCGAGAGGUGGCGUUUUUCGCGCGGCACGGCGCGGAUUGCCUCGGGAAGUACGUGGGAGACGCGGAGAAGCAUCUACGGCUGCUGUUUGAAGUGGCGAAGCAACGUCAGCCGUCUAUUAUCUUCUUUGAUGAGCUAGAUGGGCUCGCACCGGCUAGGGGGCCGAAUCAGGACCCCACUCAUAGCUCUGUAGUGGCUACGCUUCUGGCCUUGUUAGAUGGGUUGGAUUCUAGGGGUGCGGUUACCGUUAUUGCGGCCACCAAUAGGAUUGAUGCGAUUGAUCCUGCCCUGCGCCGCCCGGGCAGGUUUGACCGCGAGAUUUUCUUUCCGCUGCCCGGAUUUGCGGGCCGGAAGGCGAUUUUGAGGGCAAUAACAGGGGGGUGGGGGGCGGGGGUGGCACCUUCCAGGAAGGUUCUGGAGGAGCUAGCGAAGAGGAGUGAGGGUUUUGCAGGGGCAGAUCUUCGGGCAGUUUGCAGUGAUGCGCUUAUGGCUGCCCUGAGAAAAACGUUUCCCAUGGACAAGGCUUUGGCUCUUGAUGUGCUGCCCGUGAGUGAAACUUCCGGUUUUGGGCAGCCCCAGCUGCCCGGAGCAGCAGCAUCUUCUUGUCCACGUGGCACAGGCUCAUUGGUGCCAGCGAGGAUGUCUCGUCUGCCUAUCCCUGAGAUCCACUUGGAGGCCUGUGAUUGGCUGGAUGCACUGCAGCGGGCACAAGUGCCCUGUGCCCUCCGAACGGCCGCAGCCAGCUUCGGCAAGUUAGGGGCAGGUGAUGAGGAGGAGUGGGUGGUGGGACGGGCCUUGGAGAUGCUUGGAUGGGUGGAGAGAGGAGAGGAGAGAGGCAUGCCGGGCAAGGAUGGGGAUAUGGAGGACGGGGGAGAGAGAGUGGGAGGGGGGGAGGAGGGGGGAAAGGAGGGGGAGGAAGGAGAGGAGGGGAAGGAUGGGGAGGAGGAGGGAGAGAAGGGGGAGGUGGGAGAGGAGGAGGGGGAGGGGGAAGAGAGGGAGGAGGAGGAUGAGGACAGUGGUUUACCGUUUGGGCUGUGGCAGUGGGAGCAGCAAGCAGGGGGGACAAAGCAGGGGCAGGGACAGGGGCAGGAACAGCUGAGACAGGGGCAGGGGCAGGGGCAGAGGGUGGUGGUGUGUGGGAGGGGCGAGCAGGGGCAGGCGCAUGUGGGUGCAAUAGCAGCCAAGCUUCUCAGCCCCGGAGGUACACAGUCAUUUGCAGAGGCGUGCAGAGCGGUGCAGCUGGAUAGGAAGGGAUUCCCGAGUGGAGAGCGGUGCAGAGGGGCUAGGAAGGGGAGGGUGGGGUGUGGGAGGAGGGGAGGAGGGGAGGGGGCGGUGGUGGUGGUGGAUGUACCUGCUAUGGUGCUGCUGGGGCAUGGAGACAUGGCAGCAGGCAUGCGUGCUCUCAUAGGUGCGUUGAAGGGGAAUGCUUGUGUCACUUCUGGGGAUUCUCAAGAGGGGGCGGUGGUGGUGGUGGAUGUACCUGCUAUGGUGCUGCUGGGGCAUGGAGACAUGGCAGCAGGCAUGCGUGCUCUCAUAGGUGCGUUGAAGGGGAAUGCUUGUGUCACUUCUGGGGAUUCUCAAGAGGGGGCGGUGGUGGUGGUGGAUGUACCUGCUAUGGUGCUGCUGGGGCAUGGAGACAUGGCAGCAGGCAUGCGUGCUCUCAUAGGUGCGUUGAAGGGGAAUGCUUGUGUCACUUCUGGGGAUUCUCAAGAGGGGGCGGUGGUGGUGGUGGAUGUACCUGCUAUGGUGCUGCUGGGGCAUGGGGACAUGGCUGCCGGCAUGCGCGCACUCAUAGAGCAAGCGAGGUCCAUGGUGCCCUGUGUGCUGCUGCUGCCACGUGUCAACACAUGGGUGGUGCAGGGGUGGAAGGAUGGGAGAGGCGUGGGAGUGGAUGGGGAGGAGGAGGAUGAGGAGGAGGAGGGAGGGGUGGAGGGGGAGAGGUUGGAGGAGGAGGAAGGAGGAGGGGGGCGAGCCACCUCAGAGGUCCCUCUCUCUGCCCUCCCAUCGCCGGUGCAACGAUUCUUCCUGCCCCCCUCCUCCUCUCCCCUCUCCCCGUCACCCCCCUCCUCCUCUCCGCUCUCCCCCUCGCCGUCCUCCCCCUCUGCCCUCUCCUCUCCUCCCUUCUUCCGUCCCUCGCCUCAUCACUCCCCGCGUCCCUCCCCUCCUCCGUCAACCGAACCGUCUCCUCUAACCGGCCUUGGGUCAAAGGCGAGUGGACAGAGCUUGGUGAAUGCGAGUGGGAGUGGCCGUGCAGUGCUGACUCUCCCCUCUCUCCCCUCCUGCUGCUUGCAACAGUCUCUUGUGGUGGGUGGUGGUGGGGGCAGUGGCAGGGGAGGAGGAGGAGGAGGGGCAGGAGUGGAACGAGAAGCAGGAGAUGGGGGGAAUGUUGAGGGAGACGGGGAUGAAGGCACGGGGGCAAGUGAUAUGUGGGGGAAGAAAUGCCUUGGGGUUGGAACGGCGGAAGAGGACGAAGAGGAGGGGGGUGGAGGAGGCGGAGGAGAAGGAGGAGGCGGGAGAAGGCGGGAGAUGGGGGAUGGGGGGGGUCAGCAGGAAGAGGAGAUUGCAGCAGGCGGGACAGGUGGCGCGCUCUCAUUGGCCGGGAGGUGGAGGGCGGCAGUGGGCAUGGCUGCUCGGCAGCUGGCAUGGGAAGUGUGGGAAGCGGUGGAAAGCGGUGCUGGGGGAGACGGGUUGGUAGGGGGAAGGGGCUUGAAGGGUAAUGGGAAGAGGGGGGAGAACGGGGAAGGAGGACGGUGGGAAGAGGAGGGAAGGAGAGCUGGGAAGAGAAGGAGAGUGGAAGGAAGGGGUGGAGAUGGGGUGGGUGGUGAUGGGGUGGGUGGUGAUGGGAAUGGGAUGAGAGGGAGGGAGGCAGAGGGGCAAAUUAACAUUCCUGAGGAGGAGCAGUGGGAGCAGCAGAGGAAGCAGCAAGCUCAACCACAGCAGCAGCAGGGGGAGGGCUGUGAGCAGCAGCAGCACGCACAGGCUGUGUGGCGAACAGAGGCAGAGCGGCGGCUGCUGGGAGGGCUGGCCUGUAUUGGUGGUCGUCGUCACUCGUUAGGCGGUCAAAGAAAAGGAGAGGGAGGAAGAAAGAGAGGAGGCGAGGGAGGAGGAAGACGAGGAGGGGAAGGAGGAAUGCAAAGAGGAGGGGAAUUGGGAAGAGGAGGAGAGGUCCGGGGAUUAGCAGCGGUAGCAAUGAGGCUGGUGCAUGGGGUGGUGCGUAGUCCGGGGGGGAUGCAGCAGCAGAUACAGAGGGUCUGCGACCUGGCUCUAGAGGCUGUGAGGCGUGAUGUUGCGAGAGUGACAAGGUGGGGCGUGGGUUUUGAGUCGACUCAAAAGACACCUGAAUCCCACGGGCAUCAUCACUAUCAGACCCCCGAGCACUAUCAAACCCCCGAGCAGCAGCGGUGGAGUGUGGAGCAUGUGUGGGCGGUGCAGCGCGCGUGUCACAUGGAGCAGCAAGUGAGAGCGCUACAAGACACAGUGGCAGCAUGGGUGCACCUUAUGGGUCCCCUGCUCGCUGCUGCUGCUGCCUCCACUGCCCACCUGCCUCCUCCUCCUCCUCCUCCUCCUCCUCCCCUUCCCUUCUUCCCGCGCGCUGGUGAGCCUCGUGUGUCGCACCGGCCCCCUGUCGCGUCAGAGAGAUCGCACGCCCGGCGAUUCUCGUGCUCCUACCAGCACCGGCAGGAGUGGAAGGAUAAGCAGCACACGUACCCUCCUGCGCCUGUUGCUGCUGCUGGCGCAGCUGCUGCUGUGGCGGCCGAUCGACCCUUUGCUUUCCCCUCACCCUUCCUCGCCUUCCCAUCCCCCUCUGCACCUAGCCUCCUUCCCAACGCCUCACCCCCUUCCGCCAUUCCUCCCUCUUCAGCCCUCUCCAGCCCAGCUCUCCUUCUCCCUCCCGUGUCCACUCCUGGCAACUACCCCCUCGUUCUCGCUCUCCCUGCGCCGUUUCCUCUGCCCUUCCCUCCCUCCGCAGCCUCUCUCUCUCCCCCACCCAUCUCCACGCCCCAACUCUUCUCCACACCUCCACCCUUCUCUGAACCAGCACCCAUCUCCACACCCCACGGGGAGGUGAAUCACUCUGAACCUACUGUAACCGCACCAUUCUCUUUCAAUCCCCCAGUGCAAGCUGCUCCCACUGCUGCUGCUGUCACUGCUGCUCCUGCUGCCGCCGCCGCUGCUCCUUCUCCUGAUUCUGUUGGUGCUUCUGCUCCUGCAGUUCGUUCUGCUGCUCCUGUGGCUCCUCCUGCGGCUGCUCCUGCUACCACUUCUCCUCCUCCUCCUCCUCCUCCUGCUCCUGCUGCGGCUGUUCCAGCACGUGGGCUCUCUGCUGCGGCACCCCCUCUGGUGACGGGCCUUGCAGUCCUUCCAGUGAUAGGUGCCCCCUCUGCUGCUCGUUCCGCUGCUGCUGCUGCUGCUCCUCCUGCUGCUGCUGCUCUAGCAGGUGGGAAAUCUGCUGCAGCGCCUCUUAUCACAGGCCUAGAUGUGCUGAGACGACCUGGCCCUGGGUGGGGAGGGGGAGUAUGGGGUGGGAAGGAGAACGAUGGGCUUGGUGGGAGUGGGGGAGAAGGGAGAGAAGGGAAGGAAAAGGGAGAAGGGAGAGAAGUGAGAGAAAUGGGUGAAAGGAGAGAUGGGAAUGAAGAGGGGGCGAGAGAUGGGAGAGAUGAGAGAGAAGGGAGAGAAUGGGGAGAAGGGAGAGAAGGGAUCAAAGGGAGAGACGGGAGAGAAGAAGGAGGAGUUGGGAUUGGUGGUGCUGGGUCGAGGCGAGGAGGAGGGGCAGGGGAAUUAAGUGGAGAGGGAGGAGGAGAGAGUGGAGAGAGAGGAGGAGAGAGUGGUACAGCAGUGGCUGUUUAUCCAGAGGGAGGAGGAGAGGUGGUACUUGAGUCCACCCACCAGUUGGCAGCAGUGGCGUUUGAGUCAAGACAGCAGUCAGCAAUGAGUGCAGCAGCAGGUGCUGCCGCCACUCACUGCACCGAGGAGUUAAGUUUUGAGGCGCUUCAGAAGGAGGAGGGGGGAGGUGGUGUGGCAGGCAGAGGUGCUGAAAGGGGAGGUGACGCAGCGAGAGGGAGCAGGGAGAGUGAGGAUGAAGACGGGGAUGGGGAUGAGGAUAGGAAUGGGGACCGGACAGGCACAGGCAAUGAAGGGCGAUGUGGGCGUGCAGAUGCAGCGGAGGACAGCCAUGCGGAGAGAGAAGAGAGGGAGCAGGAGGCGGAGGAGGAGGAUAAAGAGGGGGAUGAGAAGGCACGUGAAGCAGGCAAGCGGCAGGCGAAGGAAAACGAGGAGGGGGAUGAGGAUGCGGAGGGCAUGAGGGAGCAGGAGGGGGGGGUGGCUGGAAGAGCAGUGCAAGAGACAAGGGGCGAAGGGGAUAGCCGGACGGUGGGUAAAGGCAGUGGUGGGGACGACAGUGAGGGUGUCCCUCCUCAUCGCAGUGGGGAUCGCAUGGGUGCUGUCACUCACACACCUCUCAACCGCAAGGCACCCUCCAGCACCGCUCCGUCCCGCUGCCCUGUCCGCCCCCCACCGGCGUGCUUCCACUUGCUCCUCGCUGCUCUCGAGCUCUGCUUCUCCCACCUGCUGCUGCUACACCCCACUCUCCCCACACAUAGCCCCCUGCUGCAGCAGCAGCAGCGCCACCAUCAGGAGCACCAGCAGCAGCAGCAGCACCCUUUGUACAGUCACACACUCACAGACACUGACACUCACAUGUGCGGUCAUCAUCAAGCCCUCCUGUCCACGUCACCUGGUCGUGCAGCUGCACCAAUCACGUGCGGCCAGCUGGAGCGGGCGGUGCGCCAACUGGCGAGCAUGGCCACAGCUGCUGUGAGGCAAGUGCGGUGCAGUCAUACCUCGUUUGCUGCCACUGAUGUUGAUGCUAGUGGUGGUGCUGCUGCUAGUGGUGGUGCGGCUGCGUCCGCUGCUGUUGUUGCUGCUGCUAAUGGUGCUGGUGGUGGUGGUGCUGCUGCUGCUGCGUCUGGUCCUGCUACAGUUUCAUGUGUGCAUGGAGGUGACGAUGGUGGGCUGUGCUUGAAGCAUGUUGCACAUGCCAUACAGCAGCGCAUGGUGUUGCUGAUGUCAGAAUUUCACAACGCCGCAGGAAAUCAUGAUGCUAUUGAAGCUGAUGGCAGUGAUGGCUCAUGA
Molecule: messenger RNA, 8481 nt
Organism: Closterium sp. Naga37s-1
Lineage: Eukaryota; Viridiplantae; Streptophyta; Zygnematophyceae; Desmidiales; Closteriaceae
Source: the annotation of a GenBank genome assembly